This is a messenger RNA of Salvia splendens (bonfire salvia), 2457 nucleotides long. Its product is annotated as scarecrow-like protein 6. Bases 279 to 2228 code for a protein of 649 amino acids. The transcript has 2 exons. The record is from RefSeq and is a predicted model, not a curated record. Lineage: Eukaryota; Viridiplantae; Streptophyta; Magnoliopsida; Lamiales; Lamiaceae.
AGAGAAACCCUAGGAAGAAAGAUAACUAGACAAGCCAUGGCAGAAAACAGAAGGCAGACAGAGUACUGCUCCUUCAUCGACUAGACGAGAGCAAAUUAAACACCAACAAAAAUUAAUCCACACCCUCCAUUUCUCCAACAAUACAAACCCACCAUUUUUCUGAAACACUGCCGAGUAUAUACAUACAUACAUGCAUGUAUAUAUUCACGAAUUCUCUGCAUUUUUGCAAACGUAGACUUUGAUUAUUGCCUGUGGAAUUUGGGGAUUCGGUUAUCUAAAUGAAGGGGAUGCCCUUACCCUUUGAAUUUGAGGGGAAGGGGGUGUUCGACUUGGAUUUUGUGGUAAACAACAAAGACUUCAUCACUGAUUUCGUCAAAAAAGGUAGCUUCCUGAGCGAGCCUACAUCUGUGCUGGAUUCUGCUAGAAUUCGGAGCAGGCCAACUUCCUCCUCAACUCUGUCUUCAUCUCUCGGCGGAGGUGGUGGUGCUGCUUCUACCGACACGGCCGGCGUGGCGGCUGUUUCGGACACUAAAUGGCAGCAAGACUCCACCACUGCCACCAGCUCCAAUGCAACUGACUCCGACCUCCUCCCCGUUCCGCCGUCUCUAGAGAUCCGAGGCAACCCGGAGAAAUUCGCCAUGGAGGACUGGGAGGGCGUGCUGUCGGAGUCUCCCAGCCAGGAACAGGCAUUCCUCCGCUAUGUCAUGGCUGAUGUGGACGAUCCUGCAAUGGGGAAUCUCAGUAAGUUCGUCCAAUUAGGCGGAGGCGCCGCCGCGGAUUUCGAUUUUAGCGGCGGCUUUGGUGUGGUGGAUCAAGGGUUCGGCGGGGAGCAAUUUGGGGGAAGCAGCUUCAUGCCCUCGCUCCCAAUUUUCCCAAACACCAACAGAUCCAGCGUCGAGAAGAUUGAAAUGAAACCUCCCAUUUUCAACCAGCACCAGACCAACUACAUCCCGCUGCCGUUCACUCAACAGCAAGAGCAUAGCCUCUUCGGGUCUCCUCAGGCCAAGCGCCACAACCCGGGAUGGCCCGCUGAAGAGCCUGGCGCCCAGAUCUCGAGAGGGCCGUUUACGGACACCGGACAGUUUCCCCAUUACCUGCAGCAGCAGAAGCUCAAAAUGGAGGAAUUAGGGCUCCAGCAGCAGCAGCAGGCCGUAGUCGACCAGCUGUACAAGGCUGCAGAGCUGGUCCAAACUGGAAAUCCAGCACUCGCGCAAGGGAUAUUGGCGCGGCUCAAUCACCAGCUCUCCCCCAUUGGUAAGCCUUUUAAUAGGGCUGCCUUUUAUUGCAAGGAGGCUUUGCAAAUGCUCCUUCAAACUAAUGUCAACAACUCUUCUUCCACGCCUUUUAGCCUCGUUUUCAAGAUUGGUGCUUACAAAUCUUUCUCUGAGAUCUCCCCUCUUGUCCAAUUUGCCAACUUCACCUGCAAUCAAGCCAUUCUUGAAGCUCUCCAAGGCUUUGAUAGGAUUCAUAUUGUUGAUUUCGACAUUGGCUAUGGCGGCCAGUGGGCGUCUCUUAUGCAGGAGGUUGCACUUCGUGGCGGAGGCGCACCCUCCUUCAAAAUUACUGCCCUUGCAUCUACUUCUACCCAUGAUCAGCUCGAGCUCAGCCUCACACGAGAGAAUCUCAUCCAGUUUGCUAGUGAGGUUAACAUUGCAUUCGAGUUUGAGGCUAUUAGUAUUGAUUCCUUGAAUUCUGCUUCAUUGUCUUUGCCUUUCCACGUGCAAGAGAACGAGGCGAUUGCAGUAAAUCUCCCUGUCUGCUCUCUUGCCAAUCACCAGUUCUCGGUGCCACUAAUCAUGCGCUUUGUCAAGCAGCUCUCACCGAGGAUUGUGGUAUCUGUUGACAGGGGGUGUGAUGGGACUGAUCUUCCGUUUGCCCACCACAUAGUCCACGCUCUCCAGUCUUACUCAAACCUGCUUGAGUCUCUUGAUGCUGCCAAUGUGAAUAUGGACGCCCUGCAGAAGAUUGAGAGGUUCUUGGUCCAACCAGCCAUUGAGAAGAUUGUGAUGAGCCGUCUUCGAUCACCUGAGAAGACGCAGCAUUGGAGGUCUCUCUUUUUGUCUUCAGGGUUCUCCCAAAUAACGUUUAGCAACUUCACGGAAUCACAAGCUGAGUGUGUGAUUAAGAGGACUCCAGUUCGAGGUUUUCAGGUUGAGAAGAGGCAGUCUUCUCUCGUUCUAUGCUGGCAAAGGAAGGAACUGAUCUCUGCUACAGCUUGGAGAUGCUGAAGCAUGUGGAAUUCUUCUAGAAGGUGCUAUGAUAUUUCACAAACCCUACUACUGCCUUAAAAUUUAAUGAAUAUCCAUCAUGCCUGAGUUUGUUCUCCUAAUUAUCUUGCUGACUCGGGCAGAUUGUUUUCAACUUUCGGAUGAACUAGCUGCAUGUUAGUACCGGAUGGUCUAAUAUAUGUAAUAUUAUUCAAUGCCGUAUGUUAAUGGUGGAUCUUACUUACUGUUC